Messenger RNA from Cladocopium goreaui, 1390 nucleotides. Lineage: Eukaryota; Dinophyceae; Suessiales; Symbiodiniaceae. The record is from the annotation of a GenBank genome assembly.
GCAGCAACUGAAUGGCUUGGAUCCUGGGGACCUGUUGGUGAUUGGAUCGCCCAAAACGGAUCCUGCUCAGUCAGCUGCCUCGAAGUCCGCUGCGUCCGUGGUCUCCGAAAGUGCCACGACGUCGCCGCAGGCGUCCGCGCGACCCGCGCGAUCUCAACAGUUGGCUUCUCCCAAAACCCUGGCGGAUUAUUUGAAGCCCUUCCGCCGCUUCGCGGACGCAGAGGUGCAGGUGGACGGCGGAGAUGAAGGACGACUGCGACAAGACCUCGAGGCGGCGCUGGAGCUCAACCAACAGCUGGAGGAGGUCCUUCGGGAGAAGUCGCGGGCGUCCCAAGAGGCCGAGGCCAAAGCCGCGGCGGCGCUGGAGCUCAACCAACAGCUGGAGGAGGUCCUUCGGCAGAAGUCGCGGGCGUCCCAAGAGGCCGAGGACUUGCGUCGAGUGGCUGAAAUCUCCGAAGCCGAGCGAGAAAAGCACCAGAAACUGGAACAGGACUUGCGCGAAGCCUCUGAAACCAGGGAGGCUGAACAGAAGCAUCAGCAUCAGCUGGAAAAAGCGCUGCAGGACGCCGAGAUCCAGGCGCAGAAGGAGCACCGCAGCUGGCACCGCGAGCGACAGCGCUGCGAAAAGCUGCAGGAGGAGCUGAAGAUCAGCACCUCUGAAGCUGCUGAAGCAACAGCCAAGGUGAAGAAACUUGAAAGCACCAUGGCCACAAGCGAGGCGAACCGCAAUGAUCUGCGCGAAACUGUGGAGAUCUUGAAAUCCGAAUGUACGCAGGAGCUGGCUUCUCGGAGAACAACGGCCAAGGAUCUACAACUUUCACAGGAGAAGUUGCAGGCCCUGUCCGUCCUCACGGAUCAGCUGCGUUCCGAAGUUCAGGAGGCGCGCCGGAGCCUCAAGGGCUCGACAGCUCCGACGGCCGCGGCGUCCGCGGAGCCGGUGACGGUGUGCUACGAGCCCAUUGCGGUCACAGAGCAGGCGCUGAGGAUUCAAGCCACGGAACUCAAGCGCAGUUUGUCGCAACCACAUUUGCCACGGCGAAUGAAUGGGAUUGCGCCACAGCGGCCACAGUUGCAUCAAGCGGAUCAAAGUGGAUCGAGGAGUCAUCCUCAAUCGGAGAUGCCAAAGAUAUCCACUUCAGCAGGAAGAAAUGGUCAAGUGAAAUGGAAUCCUGGAAAUUCUCAAUCAGAAUCUGGCAGAUCUCAAUUUCCGUCCAUCCCGUUAAGCUUUGAGACCUUGCGCGCGGAGAUCGCUGCAGCUGCUGCACAUCGGCGCCGCGUCUGGGGCGGGACUGGGGCUCGGGCCCCACGACAGCUGUCUGUGACGGUGGAGUCGUCGUCGGAGGAGGACAUCGCUGGGUUUCGGUGGAAAAAGAUGCGGCUUUCACCGUGA